Lacerta agilis (Sand lizard) is the source of this 599-nucleotide messenger RNA. RefSeq names its product ribonuclease P protein subunit p21-like. Gene Ontology annotation, cellular component: nucleolar ribonuclease P complex. NCBI's taxonomy places the organism in Eukaryota, Metazoa, Chordata, Lepidosauria, Squamata, Lacertidae. The record is from RefSeq and is a predicted model, not a curated record. Gene Ontology annotation, biological process: tRNA processing.
AUGAUAAAGGACAAAGAAUCAUUUCAGAGGCUCAGUUUCCUCUACCAGGCAGUGCAUUGCAUCCUUUGGCAGAACCCAGAGAACCAGGAACUGGCUCGCUUUUAUUGCCACAUGCAGAACAGCAUCAGCCGGCAGCUCAUGUUAAGACAGGAUCUCUGCAAAUCUUGCUUCUCCCCUCUCGUCCCUGGAUUCAGCUCCACUGUGCACCAGAGAAAGUGCCAUAACCAGUGGUGGACCGUUGUGCGUUGUCUCAACUGUGGCCUCACCAAGCGUUUCCUCAGCCCCAACCCCAACUACAAGUUGUCAUCAGAGCAACCUGAGGCAUUGCUGGAGAAGCAGAUGCCCCCUAGAGAAGGAGCAAAAACUUCAGGCCAGACCCCCAGCUCAGUGCAACAGCCCCCCCCCAAGUCCUCCCAAGCAGAAAAGGCAACACUACCUGCAAGUUCUGGACCUCACAGCCAUUCUGCCUCUGAGGAGACGACAGCAGGCACCAAAUCUAAAGGGAAGAAGGGCGAACGAACUCUACCCAGUCAGGCAGGCAACUGUGGCUUGGUAGCAAAUGCAUAAUCCCCAAGUCGGGGCAGAAGAGUCAAAUGUGG